AUGGGUACCCAGGAAACACAGCCUCUUCUGGGCGCAUCAAGCCACUCCGGUGCAAUUUCACAAAUUACAAUCCAACCACAAGAUAAUACACAUGAUGAUCUCCCCGCGCCAUACCCCGACGCACUGCCAGGAGCGACCUAUAGAAAAAGCCUCAACUGGUCAAGCGCAUACAUAUUAGUCGUUUCCCGUGUUAUCGGCAGCGGUAUUUUCGCUACUCCAGGCUCCAUUGUUAAAUCCGCCGGAAGUAUUGGAUUGACUCUCUUAGUAUGGCUUGUCGGAACGAUAUUGUCAGCUUGUGGUAUGGCAGUGUCGAUGGAGUACGGCUGCAUGCUACCUCGGUCAGGAGGGGAAAAGGUGUACCUUGAGUAUACCUAUCCCCGACCGAGGUUUCUUGCCUCGAGCCUCAUCGCAGUCCAGGCGGUGCUUCUGGGAUUCACGGCCAGCAACUGCAUCAUUUUCUCGAAGUAUAUCUUCUUUGCACUUGGUACUGUGCCGACUGAGUCUCAACAUAAGGCACUUGCUGUUGGUCUUUUGACGGUCAUUACUAUCAUUCAUGGCUGCUUUUUGAAGACGGGGAUCUAUAUCCAGAAUAUUCUCGGAUGGGUGAAGAUAUUCCUCAUUGGUGCAAUGUCCUUGACGGGAAUCUGGGUAGUAUUUCUCCAGUUUUAUGGAAAUACUGAUGACUUCUCUCCAGGAGCAAAGACUGGCAGUCCAUUUUCUUGGGAUUCAAUGUGGGAAGGAUCAAAUUGGAGCUGGAGCGUGCUUUCGACGGCGUUGUUUAAGGUCUACUACUCCUAUGCCGGUCUAAACAACGUGAACAAUGUUCUCAAUGAAGUGCAUGAUCCUGUUGGUAUAGUAAAGACUGUGUGUCCCACCGCCCUACUGACAGCUGGGGCAUUGUAUACCCUGGCAAACCUUUCGUACUUUCUCGUUAUUCCUUUGGAAGAGAUCAAAAACAGCGGAGAAUUGGUGGGCGCAUUGCUGUUUCAACGAUUAUUUGGUGAUCAUAUUGGAAAGAUUUUCUUCCCGCUGGCCAUCGCAAUUUCCGCAGCUGGAAAUGUGAUGGUUGUGACAUUUGCCUUAGCGCGCGUCAACCAGGAAAUAGCACGACAAGGGUUCCUUCCAUGGCAGAAUGCUCUCUCGUCAACGCGGCCAUUUGGCACUCCACUCGGUGGACUGAUUGUGCACUAUAUCCCCUCUACUCUGGUCAUAUCUCUCCCACCACAAGGCGACGUCUACAACUUUAUCCUAGAUUUGGAGGGAUACCCAGGACAGAUCUUUGCAUUGUCAGUUACGGUCGGUCUACUUAUAGUUCGCUAUCGGGAGCCAGAUCUUGUGCGGCCCUUUAAGGCUUGGUUGCCGGCUGUCUGGCUACGAGUCGCGGUAUGCCUGACUCUGUUGAUAACCCCAUGGAUCCCGCCGCCCAACUGGCAAGGGGACGUCGAUUUCUUCUAUGCGACCUAUGCGAUUGUUGGUAUUGGAAUUCUCCUCUUCGGGGUUCUCUAUUGGUACAUCUGGACGGUGUUGCUGCCUCGCUGGGGAGAUUAUAAACUCGAGGAAGAGAAGGAAGUACUUGCCGAUGGAACCAGCAUUAUUAAAUUGGUUCGUGUAUACGGUGGUUAG
Molecule: messenger RNA, 1623 nt
Organism: Penicillium canescens
Lineage: Eukaryota; Fungi; Ascomycota; Eurotiomycetes; Eurotiales; Aspergillaceae
Product: putative methionine permease
Exons: 4
Coding region: 1-1623 (540 amino acids)
Biological process (GO): amino acid transmembrane transport
Cellular component (GO): membrane
Molecular function (GO): L-amino acid transmembrane transporter activity
Source: RefSeq, a predicted model, not a curated record